GACGAAGAAGAAGAAGAAGACGAGGCGGACCAGCAGAGAGAAAUAGCGGAGCAUUCAUUUGCAGCAGCACGGAGUUAUUAGCAUCUUGGGGCGGUAGCUAGCAUCCGAUAAGUGGAUGCCAUUGUCUAAAUAUCAGAUAACCAUUAGUGUUAAUUUUCAUGUUUUGGGGAUAAAAUACGGGCACGAGUUGUACACAAGCUACUUGUCAGCCGGAACGACCGUGCUCGCUCUCUUGCUAACAUUAGCCAGCUAGCGUUAGCCAAGUAGCCGCCGUCGUGGGCACAUUUAUCGCCAUUUUGCGCAUUCAACAUUGCAAGGCUUUGACCAGGAGCAAGGCGGGGAUUUUUCCAGCAUGGCAGAGGCAGACCGACCAGGAAAGCUCUUCAUCGGUGGGCUGAACACCGAGACCAACGAGAAGGCUCUGGAGCAGUACUUCAGCAAAUAUGGCAGAAUUGUCCAAGUUCUUUUGAUGAAAGACCGGGAAACAAACAAAUCAAGAGGCUUCGCUUUUAUUACUUUUGAAAGCCCAGCUGAUGCAAAGGACGCAGCGCGGGAGAUGAAUGGAAAGUCUCUUGAUGGUAAACCUAUCAAAGUGGAGCAAGCAACAAAACCUCAGUUUGAGAGUGCAGGCAGGCGAGGACCGCCACCACCCCUACACUCCCGCAGUCGGGGUCCACCCAGAGGACCCAGGGGAUCCAGGGGCGGCCCCGGUGGUAUGAGGGGCCCACCAUCCAGAGACUACUAUGAUAACGUAGGGAAUGUAGAACCCUUCUUUAAAGGGAUGUCAUCCAGAGGACCCCCUCCAAUGAAGAGAGGACCCCCAGUCCGUAAUGGUGGUCCCCCACCCAAGAGGUCGGCCCCAUCUGGUCCCAUGAGCAGACCCCCCAUGUCGAGGGACAGAGAUCCCUACGGUCCACCCCCUCCUCGCAGAGACUCCAUGAUGUCCAGGAGGGACGAUUAUCCAUCACCAAGAGAUGACCAUUACAGCUCAAAAGACGGCUAUUCCAGUCGGGACUACAAUUCCAGGGAUUCGAGGGACUACGCUCCCCCUCCCAGGGAUUAUUCCUACCGAGAUUACUCCAGUUCCAGUUCCAGAGAUGAUUAUGGCUCAAUGUCAAGGGGAUACAAUGACCGUGAUAGCUACGGGGGAGGCCGGGAACCCAGAAGCUAUAUGGACCGUCCAAGCGGGGGCUCGUAUCGAGACUACGAUGGUUACGGUAACUCUCGCAGCGCCCCGCCUUCAAGGGGCCCCCCACCAUCCUAUGGUGGGAGCAGUGGAAGCAGUCGUUAUGACGACUAUGGCAGCAGUUCCCGGGAUGGCUAUGGCAGUCGUGACAGUUACCCCAGCAGUCGGAGUGACCCAUAUCCGCCUAGUCGUGGUGAGCGAAUGGGCAGGCAGGAGAGGGGGCCAGCUCCCCCUGUCGAGAGAGGCUACCCUCCUCGUGAUUCGUACAGCAGCUCAAGUCGUGGAGCGCCCCGCGGCGGCCGUGGUGGCAGUCGAGUCGAUAGAGGAAUGGCUCGCAGCAGAUACUGAAAUGGACAUGGAAAUCACAUCAAAGCAAACGUUAUGCCUGCGUGCUCAGUUAACAUGUGUUGUGGGAAGAAAUUUGAAAACAUGACAAACUACCCAUGUCUAAAUCUGUGGAAUAUGAAGCUGUUUAUCUUGACUUUCCCAGUUUAGUUUUAUUUUAAGUGUAAACUUUUUUCUUUUUUUCUUUUUUUUAUUAGCAUUUUCCUGCUCAUGUAAUGGUACAGUUACCAAGUGAGUGUUUUUGUACAUUUAGUGUUGUUGAAAUCUGCAAUGCCCUUGGCUCUGGCUUUCCUACACUAAUAAAGCUUUUAGUCAGAUCUUGA
This is a messenger RNA of Myripristis murdjan (pinecone soldierfish), 1854 nucleotides long. RefSeq names its product RNA binding motif protein X-linked (gene rbmx). Lineage: Eukaryota; Metazoa; Chordata; Actinopteri; Holocentriformes; Holocentridae. Gene Ontology annotation, molecular function: RNA binding. The transcript has 9 exons. The record is from RefSeq and is a predicted model, not a curated record. The coding region runs from base 353 to 1534 and encodes 393 amino acids.